Cynara cardunculus var. scolymus (artichoke) is the source of this 836-nucleotide messenger RNA. RefSeq names its product photosystem I reaction center subunit XI, chloroplastic. The transcript is spliced from 2 exons. Bases 31 to 687 code for a protein of 218 amino acids. Gene Ontology annotation, cellular component: photosystem I; chloroplast thylakoid membrane; photosystem I reaction center. Gene Ontology annotation, biological process: photosynthesis. The record is from RefSeq and is a predicted model, not a curated record. Lineage: Eukaryota; Viridiplantae; Streptophyta; Magnoliopsida; Asterales; Asteraceae.
UGUGGAGGAAGACAAGUGGAAUUGACCAAAAUGGCCACAGCACCCUCAACCAUGGCUAGCCACCUCAAGGGAAGUCUUGCAACUUCUUUUACUAGAGGACUUGUUACCCCCAAGGGCAUUUCUGGUAUACCAUUUAGACUCCUGCCUUCCUCUGCCAAAUCUUCCUUCACCAUCAAGGCCGUUCAAAGUGAUAAGCCCACUUACCAAGUGGUUCAGCCCAUCAAUGGUGACCCGUUCAUCGGAAGCCUCGAGACUCCGGUGACAUCAAGCCCAUUGAUUGCCUGGUAUCUUUCAAACCUUCCUGGAUACCGUACCGCGGUGAACCCGCUGCUACGUGGUAUCGAGGUCGGUCUAGCUCACGGGUUCUUUCUAGUGGGCCCAUUUGUGAAAGCAGGUCCAUUGAGAAACACAGAGUAUGCGGGUGCAGCUGGAUCGCUAGCCGCUGGUGGAUUGGUGGUGAUCCUAAGCAUUUGCUUGACAAUGUAUGGGAUGGCAUCGUUUAAAGAGGGUGAGCCAUCGAUUGCACCAUCAUUAACCUUGACCGGGAGGAAGAAGGAACCGGACCAACUUCAAACGGCGGAUGGUUGGGCCAAGUUCACCGGCGGGUUCUUUUUUGGUGGGAUCUCUGGGGUCACAUGGGCUUAUUUCCUCCUCUAUGUACUUGACCUUCCUUACUAUGUUAAGUGAGAUCUUAAUUUAAGGCCUCUUUUAGAAGAGGUAUGAUUGCUAAAUAUGGGAAGUUGUAAAUUAAUGGGAUGAUCUUUUGAAAGAUAUUGUUUAUGAUGUUUUAUAUAUUUGAAUUUUCUCUUAAAUCAAAUGCUAUCAUGUUAAAAUAA